This is a messenger RNA of Labrus bergylta (ballan wrasse), 810 nucleotides long. The record is from RefSeq and is a predicted model, not a curated record. NCBI's taxonomy places the organism in Eukaryota, Metazoa, Chordata, Actinopteri, Labriformes, Labridae.
GAGGAGGAGGAGGAGCUGGAGGAGCUGAGAGCUCAGAUGUUACAGCUGCUGCUGGAGCUGGAGGAGACCAGGGAGGUUUCCCAAAAACACGAGGAGAGCUUCCUGGAGCUGCAGGGUCUGUUGGAGGACGAGCGUUUGGCGAGCGCUCAUCAGGCCGAGAGUUUCACCAGACAGAUCCAGAGACUGCAGGCCCAGCAGAGGGCGCUGCAGGAGGAGAUGGACAGCCUGGAGGAGGAGAAGGAGAGCGAGCUGGAGGAGGCUCUGGAGGAGCUGCGUGCGGCCCAGGAGGAGGUGGUGCUGCUGCAGCAGGCGGCGGAGGAGGCGGCGGCGGAGCGCGAGAACGACAUUGCCUCCAUGCAGGAGGAGCUGUGCAAGCUGAGGGCGGAGCUUCAGCGUCUCCACGGCAGCACGCAGGAGUACGAGCUGGAGAUCGCCUCGCUGAGGGCCGAGAUCAACAUGAAGAGCCAGGACGCACAGACGCAGGGUGAUGUGAGUCAGGUGAAGGAGGAGUUUCUCUCUCUGAAAGGUGAACAACAGUCUCUGAGCAACAAAAACAAAGAGCUGAGCAGCAAAGUGGAGCAACUGAAGCAGCGAGACAUAUGUGAUGACGUGUACCUGGCAGUCAGGGGCGAGGGCGACAGUAAGCCUGAGCAGGAGGACCAGGUGAAGGCGGACUCUUAUAUCAGCUUGUCCCAAUCCGGUCCAGAGGAUCAGGAGGAGGUCCAGGAGGAGGUCUGCGGCUCGGAGCUGAACGUCCUGAAAGAGCAGCUGAGGGAGGCUGAGGAGACGGCUCAGAAAGUUCAGAGAGAG